CAACUACCUUGCCUACCUGAUAUCCCCGCGACACUGUUGUCCAGCAUCACGCCGCGUCCAGGACCGCCUCCACCACAACGGCAGACCCGAGACCUAUACAAGAUGACCGAGAUAGUGACCAGCCAGACUCCGCCUAUACUCAACGGCCCCUCAGAGAAAGAGCGCAAAUAUGACCGCCAACUCCGGCUUUGGGCGGCAAGCGGGCAGGCGGCGCUCGAAUCUGCCAACAUCCUGCUCGUAAACUCUGGCGCAGGAACUGUCGGCGUCGAGGCCCUGAAGAACCUGGUUCUCCCUGGAAUUGGCCGCUUUGCGAUUUACGACGAUGCCCUUGUCAACGAAGCGGACCUGGGAGUCAACUUCUUCCUAGACGAGAGCUGCCUCGGGAAGUCUCGGUCCCAAUCUCUGACGGCACUCCUACUUGAGUUGAACCCCGAGGUCCAGGGUGCUUGGUUUCCCAAUAGAGAGAACGUGACGAGCCUCGAGUCCUUGCUCGCCCCUUCUCCAGUGUUCACUGCCGUCAUAUAUACUUAUCCCGUUCGGCCAGAACACCUCUCGCUCCUCAAGACAUACAGCCAACUACACAAGAUCCCCUUGUUUGGGGUGCAUUCUGCUGGAUUUUACUCCUAUUUCAAGAUUGGCCUGCCUGGGGCGUUUCCCAUUGUUGAUACACACCCAGACGAGACUGCGACAACUGACCUUCGUUUAUUGACGCCAUGGCCGGAGCUUCUCACAUUUGCGAGAGAUUUGACGAGGGAUAUUGAUAGUCUAGAUCACAUAGAACACAGCCACCUUCCGUAUGCUGUCAUUCUCCUGUAUUAUCUCGACCAAUGGAAGCUCACACAUUCAGAUGUGAGCCCAAAAACAUACAAGGAAAAAACAGAAUUUCGCAAAAUAGUGCAGAGUGCUGCGAGAACCGACAACGCCGAGGGCGGCGAGGAGAACUUUGAGGAAGCAGCGGCGGCUGUGCUGAAGACACUCGUGCCUCCUUCUCUUCCAUCUGGACUCAAGGAGGUCUUUGAGUACAAGAGCAAAAUUCCCGCUGAGGAGAGGUCUGGAUUCUGGAUUAUCGCGGAUGCGGUAAAAAAGUUCUAUGCCGAGCACCAGUGCCUUCCAGUUCCGGGCAAUGUCCCGGACAUGAAGGCGCAGUCAAACGUCUACGUUCAGCUUCAGAACAUUUAUAAAGCCAAGGCCCGCCAGGAUGCCGCCGAAGUGCUGAACACGGUUCGGGCUACCGAAGGCGGCCAAAACAUUGAUUCCGCUGAAGUGGAGCUAUUCUGCAAAAAUGCGGCCUUCGUCAAGCUCAUUAACGCCACAGGAGGGGAUAGCAAUUCCACUGCCAGCACUGGUGACCAUCUGAAGACAGUUGUGGACCAAGAGCUUGAGAAUGACAAGAACGCGGAGGCGAUGAUGAUGCCCCUGUCUCUUUUACCCAUCUACCUAGCCCUGCAGGCGACGUCGCACGUGUCCUCGGCCAACGCGGACGAGAUACUCGCAGAGAUUUCCAAAGUGGUGCCGGGGGCGAUUCAGAACGAGAGGAUGGUCAAGGCCGCUCACGAGGUUGCCCGAGCCGAGGGCGGCGAAUUGCACAACAUUGCCGCGCUGACGGGCGGGAUGGUGGCUCAGGAAAUGAUCAAGAUCGUCACCAAGCAGUACGUGCCCAUCGAUAAUACGUGCGUCUUCGACGGCAUCAACAGCCGAUGCCAGGUCCUGCGCUUAUGACUAGGAGGCCAAAUGGGGGCCGCGCCAUCAGAUGGGGCAAGGGAGGCGAGGCGACAGGCACUCUCCCCAUGGGGUGAGGCAAUAGGUAUUCUACCUGGGGUUUGAUUUUAGGGUUCGUCGGGAAAAGUUGUCGGGCAUGAGGAGACUCUGGGGUAGCAGCGGGGGAUGGAAAAGGAGGGGGGAAGCGUUUAUGGGUGUAGACAGCGACAUGUUGAAUUAGACUAGGCCAAAAGAGCAACUAGCGAGAAGAAGAAUAGACAAGCUGCAUGGCCAAGGUGGACUCUCAGGCUGAGGGGAUUUUCGGCACUGGCUUUG
Molecule: messenger RNA, 2034 nt
Organism: Lasiosphaeria miniovina
Lineage: Eukaryota; Fungi; Ascomycota; Sordariomycetes; Sordariales; Lasiosphaeriaceae
Exons: 5
Coding region: 103-1719 (538 amino acids)
Biological process (GO): protein neddylation
Cellular component (GO): cytoplasm
Molecular function (GO): NEDD8 activating enzyme activity
Source: RefSeq, a predicted model, not a curated record